Letharia columbiana is the source of this 2685-nucleotide messenger RNA. RefSeq lists its product as uncharacterized. Lineage: Eukaryota; Fungi; Ascomycota; Lecanoromycetes; Lecanorales; Parmeliaceae. The record is from RefSeq and is a predicted model, not a curated record. Bases 1 to 2685 code for a protein of 894 amino acids. The transcript has a single exon.
AUGUUUACUCUCUUUUUGGUUCUGCGGGCGGCGGCAUUGCUUGCAUUUCUAUUACCAGUGGACGCAUAUCCUAGAGUCUUUCCGCGACAGGCGAAUUCCACAGGCACCCCCUGUUAUCAAAUUUUCAAUUCUGACUAUGUCUUGUUCCUUGCUAGCGAUGCCUAUAAUUGUUUAAUCACUGCGCCUUUCAACGCGACAGUUGCCAGCGGACUACUUUCAUACUAUAAGGAUUUACUUCAAUUCCAAAGCACACUCGCAUACCUGAAAGAUCCCCCUCCGAGCUAUCAGCAGCCAGCUAUCGAUGUCUUGGCGAGCCUGGAUGCGCUUGAGGGACAAGUGCAGGCGGGUACGUUCACGACCGAAUAUGACUUUGAGCUUGCCUUGCAGACCGUCAUCUACGCCAUCCACGACGCGCAUGUCUCUCUCUCGGCCGGCAUUCUCAGCAUCUUUACGUUCGGUAGCCCACUUCGGAUUGUAUCCGUGUCCUCGAAUGGUAUAGAACUCCCUCAAAUCUAUAUCCCGGAUGACUUGAUCGAAGCGGCGCAAAACAAUGUAACCUGGAUCCCCUCCGCAGUCUCCAGGAUCAACGGCCGGGAUCCCACAGAGUAUCUGACACAGUUUGCGGCAACCAACGCCGGAGGCACCGUUGAGCCGAAUGCGGACUGGAACCAGCUCAUGUCGAAUCCUGCCGGUGAUGUCCUCAACCUUCUGAGUGAAUUCGAGGGCUCAACAAUAUUCUAUCCGGGAGCCAACAUCUCAUUCGUCUUCGAAAAUGGCACGACCUACGACAACUUACCCUGGCUCGCUGGGUACAGUGACAAUGUUGAUGACGACACGCCUGCUUUGUCUUCUGGCCAGGAUCUCUACGACUACUUUGUGCUGGGCAUAAUACCGACGGAUAUACCCGCUGCCGCUUCAUCCAGCCUAUCGGCCGCUGCUUCAUCAACUUUCGCCGCUGCGACAACAUCUUCGGCUGACGCUUCAUCAGGCGAUGGUCCCACUGUCACGCCUACCCCAACGCCAAGUGCAUCGGCUACUCCUUCAUCUUGGUCAUACGCUCCAUUUCCUUCAAACCCGGUCGUUGCCCAACCAAACCUCGGUCUGGACAACGGAGGCGUCGUGACAGGCUAUUUCCUCAAUGAUGGUAUAACGGCAGUCCUCAGCAUCCCAAGUUUUGAAGUCACUGGUGAAGCGGUUCUGUCCUUCUCAACCACCAUAGGUAACUUCAUAAGCCAGACCAAAGCAGCAGGUCUCACGAGGGUAAUCAUCGACCUGCAGAGAAACCAAGGUGGUAGCGACCUUUUGGCAAUUGACGCUUUCAAACAAUUUUUUCCAUCCAUCGACCCUUUCACUGGAGCUCGGCUUCGCGCCAAUGAUUUUGGGGAUGCCCUUGGCAACACCUUCACGACCUACUACAACACCCAGCCGAUAAACGAGACAUUCUACGAGGCUUUGUCAGCAGAUAUAUGGGUCGCGUCUGUCUACCUCAAUGCUGCCACUGGUGCCAAUUUCUCAUCAUGGCCCGAGUUCUUUGGCCCUCAUCCCGACCACGGGGAUACUUUCACCACGAUCCAACGUGACAAUCUUUCCAGCAUCAUCUUCGACGAAAACGCCUCCGACGACUCGGACACCUCAUCUGGAAUCGUCAUCUAUGGCUAUGGCAACCGUUCCGCGACGUCUCCUCAGCCAUUUGCUGCCGACCAAAUAAUUCUGCUCUCUGACUCUUUUUGUUCCUCAUCCUGCGCCACCUUUGUCGAACUCAUGCACCAUCAAGGCGGAGCACGCACCGUCGUUGCUGGGGGAAGACCCGAGCUUGGACCAAUGCAAUUCGCGAGCGGCAGCCGCGGUGCCCAAGCAUACUACAAUGUUGAUCUCGACGCAGAUAUCGAAGUCGCGCAAAUCCUCAACGCCAGCAUCACCCCGCUUCCGCAAGACAGCAGCCUUAUCGACUUCUACAUCAAUUAUGCACAGAUCAAUAUCAAGGACUCGAUCCGAAAAGGGGAAGACUUCCCUCUGCAUUUCGGCUACGAGGCCGCGGAUUGUAGAAUCUUCUACACCACGUGGACGGUGUAUAACUUUGAAAACCUCUGGAACUACGUCAUCGACGCAUUCUUCAGGAAUCCAGAACUCUGCGUCAACGGCGCCGCCAACGCAACCGACCCAGUCAGCGGCACCGACGAGACGGGCCCGAGCCCCAAACCCAGCGAAAUCCCAACCCCCACCACCCCGGGCGGCGUCGCUGACCUCAUACUCAAAGGCAUCCAACACGCCAAACGCGACCUCACCAACGCUCUCCCCCUCCCGCCUCGCUCCGUCCCCAACACCGGCCCCGCCUCCCACGACCUCAGCACCUUCGUCGACGACGGCACCCUCCUCAACCUCGACACCUGCGCCGCCUGCACCCGCAACGGCUACGCCUGCACAAACGUCCCCGUCUGCUCCGCCGGCGCCCGCCAGACGAGGCGGCAGUGCGUCCGCACUUGCUCGAGCAACAGUCGGGGUAUCUGCGGCUCCGGGGCCACGUGCUUCAGCAAUAGCUUCUGCUUGGAUCUCAAGAGCGCGGCGGCGCUGCGGCUGUGUCAGACCCCCACGCAGGAUGUCAAGGCUCAGCAGACGAAGGCGGUGGGUGGCGGGGAUGUCGCGUUGCAGUAUUCGAGGAGGGCGUUUGGGUCGAGGCGGCUGUAG